AUGGCAAAGCGCAAAUCAGGUCAGUGAUGCAGGAGACGGGGAUGCCGUCAUCGUCGCGUGUUCGUUCGUUCAUCUGUGCGCUGUCCCUCGCUGUCCCCGGUCGACCGUCGCAGCUCAACGCCAUUACUUGAUCGGCAACGGGCUCGACCCGGAUACUCGACAAGCGUCGACGGCGCGUCUUGGCGCGUACUCUAUUCCCCACCCCCGUUCGACCUCGUCGCGUUCGACCUCGUCGACUCUGACGCCAAUGCCUUCGAGUGAUGUCCUCGGACUCGGUGUGGCUGGGGAUGCGGUGAAUGCGGUCGUCGCCGACGCGGCGCUGCAGCUGCUGGCUGGAGGCGCGACGAGCAGCCAUUCGCGCGUCGCAGCCAAGCGCCGUCGACGCACCAACGGUCAGGCCGGUCAGGGCCCUCGUCGAUUCUCGCGACACCCGUCCGACGAUCUGCUGCACCAAGACGACGACGGCCACGACGAUGGAGCCUCCUCUUCGCCUUCCUCAUCCCUUUCAUUACGAUCCUUAGCUACUACCCAUACCCUCAAAUCAUCGCACGUGCAGAGCUUGGCGCACCUCCCCGCCGAUAUUCUGUUGAGGAUCGCCGACCUGCUUCAACCGAUCCUGUCCCCUUUUCGAGCCGACGGCGACACCGACGGGCUGACUGUCUCGGGCGAUGGCGAUGGUGGUCCUUCACUCUCUUCGCAAUGGAUUGAUCCAGGCACCGACGUCAUCAAUCUCCGAUCGACGUGUAGGGCCAUCUACUUGGCCAUCGAACCUUUGCGAGGCACCGUAUCCGGCGUCCGGCUACAACAGGGAGAACACCCCGGCGGCGUGCGAGUCCUCACCAACUUUCCCCUAGGCAAGAGAGCGAUCGAUCCAAGUGGCGAUGGAAGCGAGCUCGUGAUAGCUCGCACACGGCAUCUGUGGAUUCAUUCGACUCUGCCGAGGAAUGCCACGGACUCGAGCAUAUUCGCCGCCUCUACGAUCUGUGGUUUGAUCGAGGGGAUGCCCCGACUGCGUACCUUUGCGCUCGUCCAAGCGACCGAGGACGAGGUCGUCUUUGGCUCGCCGUAUACGGCCUUGCCGCUCCAUCGCAAGAUCUUCUCCUCGCUCUCUCGGCUGGAGCGAUUGCACUCGCUUUACUUGUGCGGUGUCAAGUUACAAGCCCGCGCGCCCGUCUUCCCGCACGUGACCACACUGGUUUUGAACGCAUGUCAUGACUGCCCACUCGAAUUGAUCUCGACGUGCCCCAAGUUGGAAAUCGUCAAGGCGUGGAGAGAUUUUGCUUUGAGAGCGCAAUUGGAGAUGGCGGGCAAGUGGUGGCCUGAACAGAGGUGGAUGACGGUCAAGCAUGCGGAACUUAGGGGGUUUAGUGGGGUGACGGGAAGUGUGUUCCGGCUUAGUUGGCUGCGGAACCUCAUGGUACGUAGGGUUAUACUUCCACUCCCUGUACGCGGCUUAACACCAUACAUGUCGUUACAACACCCCCCACACAGACCCUUCGAGCCCUCCCCACCCCACCCGUGAUCCCCCUCAUCUCCCUCCGCCUCUGCGAAGCCUACGACUACACCGACCUGUGCCAUCUCAUCUUACCCGCCAUAGCCCAUCUGCCCCACCUCACUUCCUUCACCUGUAUGGUCUGGAAGGAUCGAAAUUUCGGUCCGACGCUUUUGGGCAAGAUCGCGGGGGAUUUGCCGAAUUUGGUUCAUUUGGGUUUGUUGUUGGAGAAUGAGGGUACAAAUUGGUGGCCCGGGGAUAUGGUCAGUGUUUUGAUCACACUUUUUUCAUUGUGAUCUGACCCGACGGAGAGCUGAGAUUAACAUUUGGUAAGCUCACAGGGGAAUUACGGGCACGAACUGAUGCGCUUCAAGAAACUCGAGACCUUUACUUGGAACUUUACUGCCGUCAGUCGUGAAAGAUCAUCAUCACGCACUCUUCUCUCUCACUCCUCUAAGCGCCCCUUUACUGAAUGGACCUCCUUCUUUUUUCCAUGUACCUCAGUACGUCGGCCUCGACUGGGCCGCCACGAGGGAAACCAGUCUCUUCGUCAUACAGUCCCUCCUUUGCCACGUAGGACCCAAGUUCAAACGCCUUCACUGGCUCCAACAAUCGGAGUACGUCCUUCGAUCGUCGAUAACGAGCAAAUGGGUUUGGUCGGAUGAUGUGAUUGAACGGAGUUUGUUGGAGGAGGAGGGUGGGAUUCUGGAUGAUGUUGAUGGGGUGGGGCAGGGCAGGGACGGGAAGGAGAAUAGGGUCGAUGAUGGGACGGUGGGGGCCGGGGUGCCGAAACGAAAGAGAGGGAUCGGAGGAACGGCGAGGAAGAAGUUGUUCGAUGUUGCGAGUAAGGGAGUGGUGGGAGGUGGGGGUGGGCGAAAGAGAGCUCCGAGUCGGUGGGCUUUAGGGAUCGAUUGGGAGCAGCAGGAAGAGGGGAGUUUGGAUGCGGAGCCGGAUUCGUGA
Molecule: messenger RNA, 2452 nt
Organism: Microbotryum saponariae
Lineage: Eukaryota; Fungi; Basidiomycota; Microbotryomycetes; Microbotryales; Microbotryaceae
Source: the annotation of a GenBank genome assembly